UAAUUAUAGUGAAACAACGCACUCCUGAGAGAAUGACCCACUGUUACAGAAACAACUGCUUUACCAUCAUACCAAUAUGAAUCUUAUCUGACCUUGUAGUUGAACAGUCAUGGCGAGCUUGAUUCGUUUAAGCACUUUCUGCCAAAGAGGAAUAAGACCUGUGCUUCUCUGCAACACACACUUGGCUCGUGGGUUGGCUGCCUAUCAGAAGAAUCGAGAUGUAGAGCCUUUCCGAUUGGCAGCAGGGAGGAUCCACACAACUUCAGCACACUCAGUAGUCUCAAGUUCAAGGGCAGCGUCCAAGCACUGGACGGGUGAACGGGUAUUGAGUAUAGUUCUGUUAGGUAUGGCUCCAGCCGCAUACCUGUGUCCCGGUCCGCUACUGGAUUACUCUAUUGCUGCGGCUCUCACACUGCAUGGACACUGGGGGAUUGGUCAAGUCCUAACAGACUAUGUCCACGGUGAUGCUAAGGUCAAGCUGGCUAAAGCUGGCGUCUUGCUGCUCUCCACAGCCACAUUCUUUGGUCUCUGCUAUUUCAAUUACCAUGAUGUUGGUCUCUGCAAGGCAGUCGCCAUGCUCUGGCAGAUAUGAUUAUUUGGCCAGAAUUAAACUGACUGGUUUGAAGGAUUAAUCACCAUUUUAGGUACUUAAGGUCUUUUGAAAACGUACCUAUCUUCAGCUUAACAGAUGACAACGUACCAUCUCCUAACAUAUGUUACAUGUUUGAAUAAUAUUUGUCAUAGUGAUAUUUCACAAAAACUUUUUAAAUGAAGAGCAAUGUGAAAUUAAAAGGAUAUUUCACAUUGCUCUGCUGAUGACCUGUAGGCUAUUUACUGAGCAUUCCAGAUGACAACUACGGUUGUUAAUAAUUAGCUUUUUCCUUAUUAGUACUGUAUAUGAGAACAAAGGAGGUCUCUAAGUGUAAGACUAUGUUCAGUAACUAUGUUAGUAUUAAUUAUUUCAGCAGUUACUGUCAAUGUCCAGCAGAGGUCAGUGCUUUUCAGUUUUAUUGGGAAUGCUUGAUCAUAUUCACACUGUCUGUGCAGGUCACAUUUGUGUUUACAAUAUGCUUUAAAACCAACAAAUUUACUUGAAUACUCUUGUGUAUUUGUUUUAUUUGAAGCAUGAUAAUUUCAUCUUAAUAAUAUUAAGAUGCUACAGUGAAUAAACUGCUGAGAUUUUUUCUUGUUAUAGUUUACCAACCACAAAUGAAAAUAAAUCAUGUAGUAAUUUGUUAGGAUUCUAAACCAUUAUACUUAUACUUACCAUACUUAUACCAUUAUAAAUUAUACUCUAUAUUAGUAGUUGGAAUCAGCAAAGAUUUGCCAGUGCAAUCAUAUGAUAUAAUAUAAAUUCAAAUAGGCUAGAUAUUAUUGGAGUUUGAUAUUUGUUCAGCAUUUUUUACUUGGCACCAGCAACUGAGGCUUUAAUAUGGAACCACUGAUAGAUUGCAUGUUUCACAACAAGUUUGUCUUGUGAGUUUGAUUUGAAUGUGGAUGGGCACCUCUCUGAAACACCAGUGGGACCUUGAUCUCUUCACAGAAUUCAAAUAAAGGCUAAAUAAGGAUUCCA
This is a messenger RNA of Onychostoma macrolepis, 1573 nucleotides long. RefSeq names its product succinate dehydrogenase complex, subunit D, integral membrane protein a (gene sdhda). Gene Ontology annotation, biological process: mitochondrial electron transport, succinate to ubiquinone; tricarboxylic acid cycle. The transcript is spliced from 4 exons. Gene Ontology annotation, cellular component: membrane; mitochondrial envelope. The record is from RefSeq and is a predicted model, not a curated record. Bases 110 to 592 code for a protein of 160 amino acids. Gene Ontology annotation, molecular function: heme binding; ubiquinone binding. NCBI's taxonomy places the organism in Eukaryota, Metazoa, Chordata, Actinopteri, Cypriniformes, Cyprinidae.